Loxodonta africana (African savanna elephant) is the source of this 678-nucleotide messenger RNA. RefSeq names its product C-C motif chemokine 4-like. Gene Ontology annotation, cellular component: extracellular region. Gene Ontology annotation, biological process: immune response. NCBI's taxonomy places the organism in Eukaryota, Metazoa, Chordata, Mammalia, Proboscidea, Elephantidae. Gene Ontology annotation, molecular function: chemokine activity. The coding region runs from base 90 to 368 and encodes 92 amino acids. The transcript has 3 exons. The record is from RefSeq and is a predicted model, not a curated record.
CUCAGUAUCAUCACAGAACAUAGUCUGAAUUCUGAAGCUUCUGAGCUCUGCAGUCUCAGCUUCUGGAAAGUCUCUCUUCAGCUAAGACCAUGAAGCACUGCAUGGCCAUCCUCUCUCUCCUUGUGCUUGUGGCUGCCUUCUGUUCUCCGGCCCUCUCAGCACCAAUGGGCUCAGAUCCCCCUACUGCCUGCUGCUUCUCCUACGCCCUAAGGAAACUUCCUCGCAACUUUGUGAUUGAUUACUAUGAGACCAGCAGCCUCUGUGCCAAGCCAGCUGUGGUAUUCCAGACCAAAAGGGGCAGGGAAGUCUGUGCCAACCCCAGUGAGCCCUGGGUGCAGGAGUACAUGGAUGACCUGGAGCUGAACUGAGCCACUCCUGGCCCGAGAGCAGCAAGUCUCCAGAGAGGGGCACCUGAGCCCCGGCACUCCUCAGUGAGACACAUCCUCUCCAUGCUCAAGGCUCCUCUCAGCAUUCCCUCUUCCUUCUCUUAGUUUAAUCUUUACUAUGUGCCAUGUUACUGUAUUAUGUGAUGUUGUUAUUAUUUAUGUUUGUUUUGCUUAGGGACACAGGUCCCCCAUGGGGAUGGUCCACCACUACUGUUUCUCUGCUAUUGUAGAGAAUACAUAGGUGAUAUAGUUUGAUUCCAUGUGUUUUCAUAAUAAAACUUUUUAAAAAAUG